AUGCCCGUCGGGGAGUGGGCCGGGCGCCCUCGGGGCCCCGGAGGGCGGACGCGGGGGCUGAGGGUGGUCUGGAAGGUGGCGGGAGGAGAGGGGCCGGGCUGGGGGUCGUCAGCCCGCGGGGCGCACGGAAAUAACUUUGAAACUCGAGCGCGUUUGGAAUCGGAAGUGCUGGGGGGGGCGCGUGUGCAGGCGCGGGCCGGCUGCGGGAAGUGGCGGCUCCGCAACGAGCGCCCGCCGGCGGCGCUGGUCUUUGUUCCGAGCCGGGCCGCCUCGUUUCGCGCCUUACAGUGGGUUCGAGGUGGUUUAUCUGGACUAAGCUCUGAUAAGGCGGAGUCGGGCAGCGGGUCGGCCGACCGCGACGUCGAUUGUCUCCGCGGAGGUGUGAAGGUCUUCUCCGCUCUGGGUGCCCUCAGGGAGGGCGGGGGUAGGCGUCCUCCGGGGAGAGUGCGCCGGGAGCAGCCGCCCAGCCUCAAUAAUUCACCAGCGGUGCCGGGUUUGGCUGUGGAGGAGGCGAGCCCACGCGCCGUUGGGGAGGAAACGGAAAGUGAAGGAACGGCGCGCCGGGGCGACGAUGGGCGCCCCCCGCGGCUGCCCGGGAACACCGUGUGCGCGGCCGCCCCGGAGGCGAUGCGGACGAACAAAAGCUGUGGCCGCGGCUGGCCGGUUGCGGGGUCGAGCCGGGUGCCGGGGGUUGUCGGGGCCUGGUGUUGUGGGUUCACUGCCCUCGGUUUUGAGGUCCUGCGCGUUUGGCGCAGCUCCGGUUCUGCGCGCCGGGUCGUUCCAGCGGCCCGCGCGGGGACCGUCUCGUCUCCGCUCUCGGCGGGAGCGCGGCACUUUAGGGCAGAUCGGCUGUUUUAUCUAAGGCUCUGGUCCGCGCCCCUCUCGUGCCCCUUUGGGGACGGGCAGGAGUCACCUUGGCGUCUCCUUAACCUCUGUGCCCCUAGCGUCACCUCUGGCUUUCUCCCAGGGGUGACUCCCCCGGCGGAGUGGAGCUUGCGACUGGGCUCUCCACAAGGGCUCCAGCGGGCCCCCCUCCGGGCCCAGCCCGGGAACUAGUUGGGUGGGGGGAGGGUCGGCCCUCCCCACUGCGGACGUCCGCGUUCGCCUUCCUCCAAGGUGAUUUCCCGCCGGGAGCAAUAAAUAGUUCCACGGAGCGCGUCCCCUACGGCCUCGGGCUGCGGGACUGAGAAAGCCCCGUGGAC
Mirounga angustirostris (Northern elephant seal) is the source of this 1202-nucleotide messenger RNA. RefSeq lists its product as uncharacterized. Bases 1 to 1056 code for a protein of 351 amino acids. The record is from RefSeq and is a predicted model, not a curated record. NCBI's taxonomy places the organism in Eukaryota, Metazoa, Chordata, Mammalia, Carnivora, Phocidae. The transcript has 2 exons.